AUGAGCCUCCGCCUGCCUCUCCGGCGAGGAGGCAAAUUCGCCACAAUCAUCAGCGCCUGCGCUCCGCCGAUGAGCAGCCCUGACGCCGCCACAAGAGACAAAUUCUACGAGGACCUGCACGCCCUCUUGGCGACUGUGUCGAAGGCGGACAAGUUGAUUGUCCUUGGUGACUUCAGCGCCCGCGUCGGCACAGACCAUACUGCCUGGAGAGGAGUUCUGGGUCCCCACGGUCUCCGCGGCUCCAACGACAACGGCCUGCUUCUCCUCCGCACCUGCGCAGAACACCGCCUCAUCCUGACGAACACGCUCUUCUGUCUGCCGGAGCGAGAGAAGGCCAUCUGGAGGCAUCCUCGGUCGCGUCAGUGGCACCUGCUGGACUAUGUCCUCGUCCGGAGGCGAGAUCAGCUGGACGUGCUGGUGACGAAGGCGAUCGCGGGUGCUGACGGUUGGACGGACCAUCGCCUCGUCAUCUCGAAGAUGCGUAUUCGCCUACAGCCUCGCAGGAGACCACAAGGUAAGCGACCCCCAGGUAAGCUGAAUGUUGCUUUGUUGUCUUUGCCUGCUCACAGUCUCCAUUUCAGCAAUGAGCUAGCACAACGGCUAGACAACCUUCCAAUCGCUGCCGCCGACGACGCCCCCGAUGCAAAGAACGCCUCCGUGGAGAACCGCUGGUGUCAACUGCGAGACACGGUCCAGUCGACGGCGCUCGCCGUCCUCGGUCGCGCUCCCCGCCAACACCGGGACUGA
Molecule: messenger RNA, 747 nt
Organism: Spirometra erinaceieuropaei
Lineage: Eukaryota; Metazoa; Platyhelminthes; Cestoda; Diphyllobothriidea; Diphyllobothriidae
Source: the annotation of a GenBank genome assembly